AGCAUAUUAAUGACAGACACUGAGAGAAAGUGAUCCUCGGCGUCCUCAGGGGGUCCUGAGUUCACAGGACUGAGUUGAUUAAUAUGUAAACAAACCCAUUAGACCACGCAUGUGCUCUUAAUUGCAGGCCAUUUCUGGGGAAGUGUAGUUGCAGCAGCUACACACAGAAAUGGGCGUGAGUUGUCCCUCGAAAGGUAGCCAAGAGACUCGUGCGUUUUUUUUUUUUUUUUUUUUUUUUUUUUUUUUUUUGUACGAACGAUCUGAGCGCUCACUCCAGUCUGGGAGAGACAGAGAACACAACACCGGGAUGGAAGGCACAGGGUUUACAACAGUAGCUGUUUGAAUACUCUCCCAAAAUCAAGUAAGACGCACAGGAGGGAGGGGAGUCUCAACCAGAGAGAGUCGGGGUGCGUCUAUGUCAGAGAGUGUUUGGGAGAGUGAGGGAGCAUCACUGAGAAAUAGAGUGGGGAAGUGAGAAGGGGGACUAAGUCUGGACCAGGUGAUCGACAAACCUCCAAGGGGCUGCCUGGUUGUAUCAUUGUACACGGGAUCAGUGAUCCAACCAUGGUGCCAGCGCGCUGCAUUGCACCGUGUGCCACCCUGGCACUGGCUCUCCUCUUGGGAUGCGGCGUGGUUCUCUGCCUCGGCCAGAAUGAUACGGAGCCCAUCGUACUGGAAGGGAAGUGUCUAGUGGUGUGCGACUCGAACCCUUCUUCGGACGGAGCGGUGACUUCCUCUCUUGGCAUAUCAGUCCGUUCCGCUGGGGCAAAGGUGGCUUUUUCCGCCGUGCGUGGGACCAAUCAUGAGCCGUCAGAGAUGAGCAACACGUCCAUGACCAUCUAUUUUGACCAGGUUCUAGUGAAUAUCGGCAACCAUUUCGAUCUCAAAGCAAGUGUUUUCCAGGCUCCAAGGAGGGGGAUCUAUAGUUUCAGCUUUCAUGUGGUGAAGGUCUACAACAGACAAACCAUACAGGUUAACCUGAUGCAGAAUGAUUAUCCAGUUAUAUCAGCAUUUGCCGGUGACCAGGACGUUACAAGAGAGGCGGCCAGCAACGGAGUACUGCUGAUGGUAGAACGGGAGGACCGGGUCUAUUUGAAGCUGGAACGGGGCACCCUUAUGGGCGGAUGGAAAUACUCCACCUUCUCAGGCUUUUUAGUCUUUCCUCUAUAAUCUGCGACGAAUCACGUCGCAAGGGACUCUUAAUUAAGCCGAGGAACAAAAAGAAAAAAAGAAAAACAAAUCAAACAAAAAAGAAAACGGAAAAAAAACAUGCCAUUUAUUUUUAACUUAAAUAACUGUCAGCCAAGGAAGCCGACAACUUUCUGUACACUCGUCUACUAUUCAGUCAGAUAUCAACAUUCCCUUGGAGUUUCAUAUAUUCAAAUCCAUCAGUCAACUUUAACGCAAUCUGGAUGACUAAAAAUAUUGAUCGGCCAGUGAUUGGCAUGUGCUUGUCGGGUAUGUGGAUUUUUUUUCUUCUUCCUUGCCUGGAAAACAAACUUUGCCGACAGAGAAACGGGUUCACUUGGGCCACACGGACAAGGGAGAGGAUGAGGAGUGGAGGAACUGAUGUCCUGGACAGGCCGACUGUGUUAUGCUCUAUUUUAUGUUUGUAUAGCCUUAAAGAAUAUAUGUUUUGUUUUUUUUUCAUCUUCUUUUUGUCCAGAGUGAAGUAUAUGGAAUUAUGGACAACCGGAGAAGAAGUGCUUUCACGCUCAAGGCAAUUUCUUUUGCACGAAUGGAAGUUUCCUCUUUCUGUUUUGUUGUGCUGUCAAUGGUGUUGCGUUUGGAUGCUGAACAUAAUGAAAAUAAGCCAAAUGUAGGCCGCAGACAAGUUUAUUAAAAGAGAAAAAAGGCGACAUAUCUCAGCCAUCAGCGAUGACUUAGAGCCCUCUCAUUUAUAUAAAAAAAUCUAAUUUAUAAAGUAAAUAUUCGCAAUACUGUGUGUUCUACAUUUCGGAAUCUGCGUAGCUUUGACUGAUUUAAUGUUCAGUGACGUUGCUCACCAAAUGUAUAUUGUGAAGAUAAUAGAAGAGUCCCUAUAUGUCCCGCUUAAUAAAAGAUAUUGUACUGUA
Molecule: messenger RNA, 2075 nt
Organism: Melanotaenia boesemani (Boeseman's rainbowfish)
Lineage: Eukaryota; Metazoa; Chordata; Actinopteri; Atheriniformes; Melanotaeniidae
Gene: cbln2b
Product: cerebellin 2b precursor
Exons: 4
Coding region: 565-1170 (201 amino acids)
Molecular function (GO): protein binding
Source: RefSeq, a predicted model, not a curated record